This is a messenger RNA of Rhodotorula graminis WP1, 954 nucleotides long. RefSeq lists its product as uncharacterized. The coding region runs from base 1 to 954 and encodes 317 amino acids. The transcript has 3 exons. Lineage: Eukaryota; Fungi; Basidiomycota; Microbotryomycetes; Sporidiobolales; Sporidiobolaceae. The record is from RefSeq and is a predicted model, not a curated record. Gene Ontology annotation, molecular function: phosphoprotein phosphatase activity.
AUGAACACGUCGUCUCUCUCGCACGCCCUCGGCUCCCUCAACGACCCGCCGCGCAACCGCACCGAGCCGUCGGUCCCGCCACCCGCACCUUCGCCCGAGCCGCUCAUCGUGGUCCUCACCCACAACGAGACGCUCCUUUACCGGCCCAAGAGGACGGCUCGCGGCAGCGUCAGCCCUAUCGUCCGCCCCUACCUCAGCACACUCCUGUCGUACCUCUUCCGCCGCCACUCGGCCGACGGUAACGCCGGCGUCGAUCGCGGGCGCGAGGUCCAGGUCGUCGUCUACUCGGCGGCCCGGGCGCACAACGUGCUCACCUUCUUUCGCGCCAUCGACCUCGUCUCGUCGAGGGCAUCGACUGGCCCUGACGGCGCCUACCGCCCAAGGGUCGACCAAGGCGACAUCCUCAAGCUCGCCUUCACGCGCGAGACGAUGGGCCUGCGCGACGAGGACUAUCGCCAAGACGUCGUCACGGUCAAGGACCUCGCCGGCGUGUGGCGCGAGCUGGGCAUCUCGCCUGAGCAGGGAGCCAGAAGUACGAUCCUCCUCGAGGAAGACGAGCGUGCCGCUGCCGUCCAGCCGCACUCGCGCGUGCCCAUCUCGUCCUUCACCGUCGCCGACCCGUCCAUCACGAUCCGCCGCCGCACCGUGCAGGUCACGGAGCUGCCCUCGUCGGCGCCUGACGACACGGCUCUCCUCCAGACCAUCCACCUCCUCGAGCUCCUGCGCAACGAGUCGAACGUCGCCGGUGCGCUCAAGAGUGGGCUCGUGCGCCGCGCCGAGGACGACGCGAAGCUCCUUGUCCGCGAGCGCGAGCACCUCGGCGAGCGGGACACGGUGUCGGUCAAGGAGAUGCAGAGCGAGCUCGCCAGGUUGGGCCGCCAGGCGUGCGCCAAGUACGGCGUGGAGGUGCGCAAGGAGUGGGACGACGGGUGGAGGGUCAAGGCGCGCAAGUGA